Messenger RNA from Sparassis crispa, 1035 nucleotides. Its product is annotated as Protein CCC1. The transcript is spliced from 3 exons. The coding region runs from base 1 to 1035 and encodes 344 amino acids. Gene Ontology annotation, biological process: intracellular manganese ion homeostasis. Gene Ontology annotation, molecular function: manganese ion transmembrane transporter activity; iron ion transmembrane transporter activity. The record is from RefSeq and is a predicted model, not a curated record. Gene Ontology annotation, cellular component: fungal-type vacuole membrane. Lineage: Eukaryota; Fungi; Basidiomycota; Agaricomycetes; Polyporales; Sparassidaceae.
AUGUCCUCCUCGUCCACCCCGCUUCUUAACACUCCUCCUCCACCGUGCUACCUCUUACUGCCCCCCGACCCCUGCUCCUCCAUGUCUUCCGAUAAGCCAGUAUCCAUUCCGCUCCCCUCUCGCUCCUCCUCUGACAAGAAGUCGUCUCCCGUCUGGUCGCUCACCAACCACCCGCCAGACGCAGUCCCUCUCCCUUCCAAGUGCGACAGGGAACACCCAACCCGUGAAGGUGUCUGCUGCAAGACCCUCAAGGAAGAAGAGCGCACCCUCAUCGACCCAGACAUCGUCCGCGACGUCAUCAUCGGCCUCUCAGACGGCCUCACCGUCCCCUUCGCUCUCACAGCCGGCCUCUCCUCUCUCGGCACCUCCCGCCUCGUCAUCAUCGGCGGCGUUUCAGAGCUCAUAGCCGGUGCCAUCUCCAUGGGUAUCGGCGGCUUCCUCGCCUCCCAGGCCGAGCGCGACCACUACCGUUUCCUCCGCCGCGCCACCUCACACCGCGUCCUCCGCUCCUGCGACGGCGAGAUGGAGCGCGAGGUCUACGACAUCCUCGGCCCUGUCGGCGUCGACGAGAAGACCAGUCGCGCGGUCGCCGAGUGCCUCCGUCGCAUCGAGGUCGACUCCGCAGGCGAGGACAUCUCGUCCAGCUCUAGCACUUGCCCCGAGAGCGGCAUGCGCCUCGACAAGAACGUCGGUCUCUCCGGCUUCCUUCUCAAGUUUGGCGAGAACCUCGAGGAGGUGCCCACACGCCGCCUAUACAUAUCUGCGUUCACAAUCGGCAUGGGCUACCUCCUCGGUGGCAUCGUACCUCUCAUCCCGUACUUCUGUGAGCCCGUGGCGCACAAAGCGCUCGUCUGGUCGUGCGUCGUGACCGGCAUCAUCCUCCUCAUCUUCGGCGUCGUCAAGGCGCGCGUCACCGGCGCCGGCCGCAACUUCGGCACCUACCUCUGGGGCGCACUUACCACGCUCGCGGUCGGCGGCUCGGCCGCUGCCGCAGCGUAUGGCCUCGUCGCAGUGAUGCAGAAGUAUGAUAAAUGA